Diachasma alloeum is the source of this 752-nucleotide messenger RNA. RefSeq names its product 60S ribosomal protein L18 (gene RpL18). The record is from RefSeq and is a predicted model, not a curated record. NCBI's taxonomy places the organism in Eukaryota, Metazoa, Arthropoda, Insecta, Hymenoptera, Braconidae. Gene Ontology annotation, cellular component: ribosome; cytosolic large ribosomal subunit. Bases 73 to 639 code for a protein of 188 amino acids. The transcript has 4 exons. Gene Ontology annotation, molecular function: structural constituent of ribosome; RNA binding. Gene Ontology annotation, biological process: translation.
ACCAACUUCCGGUUUCUUUUCGUGGCGUGCGCGCAGCACGGAGUGGCCGUGGUUCUUUUCCGAUUUGUCAAAAUGGGUAUCGACAUCAACCAUAAACACGACCGCAAAGUGCGGCGAACUGAACCCAAGUCUCAGGAUGUCUACCUGCGACUUUUGGUCAAGCUCUACCGUUUCCUGGCAAGACGUACCAAUGCCAAAUUCAACAAGAUCAUCCUGAAGCGUCUGUUCAUGAGCAAAAUUCACAGACCACCAAUUUCCUUGGCACGUGUCGUGAGGUUCAUGAAGAAACCAGCACGUGAGAACUGCAUUGCUGUCGUUGUUGGUACAGUCACUGAUGACGCCAGGAUCUUCGAAGUUCCAAAGUUGACUGUUUGUGCCCUCCGUGUAACUGAGAAAGCACGUGGACGAAUCCUGAAGGCUGGCGGUGAAAUAAUAACAUUCGACCAAUUGGCACUGAGAGCACCAACAGGUAACAAGACAGUCCUCAUGCAGGGACGUCGUAAGGCACGUGAGGCUGUCAAGCACUUUGGACCAGCUCCUGGUGUACCUCACUCCCACACGAAACCCCUGGUUCGCUCUAAGGGAAGGAAAUUCGAGAGGGCUCGUGGUCGCAGGCGCAGCUGCGGCUACAAGAAGUAGACGAUUAUAUUCAUUCUGCCUCGGUUUAUUUUUUCCUCCAACAACAAUUCAAACUCAUGUUUUUCUUGUGUACGAAAGGGCUGGGAGAAAUAAAUUGUGGUAAUCGUAUUUUA